Messenger RNA from Rhinichthys klamathensis goyatoka, 1397 nucleotides. RefSeq names its product polyunsaturated fatty acid 5-lipoxygenase-like. Gene Ontology annotation, molecular function: iron ion binding; arachidonate 5-lipoxygenase activity. Lineage: Eukaryota; Metazoa; Chordata; Actinopteri; Cypriniformes; Leuciscidae. The transcript has 10 exons. Gene Ontology annotation, biological process: lipid oxidation; linoleic acid metabolic process. The coding region runs from base 1 to 1338 and encodes 445 amino acids. The record is from RefSeq and is a predicted model, not a curated record. Gene Ontology annotation, cellular component: nuclear envelope.
AUGCAAGACUGGAAUAAGGAUUACAUGUUCGGCUAUCAGUUUUUGAAUGGCUGCAAUCCUGUCAUGAUCAGGAAGUGCAAGGAAAUUCCAGACAAGUUUCCAGUCAAACAUGAGAUGGUGAAGGGCUUUCUGAAGAAAGGAGUCACACUACAAGAGGAAUUAGAGGCAGGAAAAAUCUACAUAGUGGAUUAUGACAUACUGGAGGGAGUCCUAACAUCCAGCGAUCAGGUCUGUCUGAAUGCGCCCCUCUGCCUGCUGUACAAGAACAGAUUGGACCAAAUUGUGCCAAUUGCCAUUCAGCUCAGUCAAACCCCAGGGGAAAAGAGCCCAAUCUUUCUCCCAAGUGAUAAUGAAUAUGAUUGGAUGCUUGCCAAGAUGUGGGUGAAAUCUGCCGACUUCAUUGUACACCAGUUGGUCACGCACCUUCUCAAGACACAUAUGAUAUCAGAGGUUUUUGAAAUUGCCAUGCACAGACAGCUCCCUGCAGUCCACCCUGUAUACAAGUUACUGAAACCUCAUGUUCGUUUCACAAUUGCAAUCAAUGCAGUGGCCCGUGAAAAACUCAUCAGUGAAAACGGGGUCAUCAGCAAGAUUAGUAGCCUCACUGGAGAUGGGAUAGCUAAAGUGAUUAGAAGAGCCAUGGAGACUUUAUCCUACGAGUCCCUGUGCUUCCCUGAGACCAUAGAAGCUCGAGGAAUGAAAGAUGCGCCCAAGUACUAUUAUAGAGAUGAUGGCAUGAAGAUCUGGGAGGCAAUACACAAUUUUGUUUCUGCUGUGGUCGAGAUCUACUAUGAGAGCGAUGAGACCGUUCAAAGUGAUGGGGAGAUUCAAGGAUUUGUUAAGGAUGUUUCCUUUGGCAUGAACAAUUCUGACAGUGACCACUGUCCAUUUCCAGAGUUUCUGAACACUCGAGAGGAGUUAGUCAAGUACCUGACCGUUGUGAUAUUCACAGCUUCAGCACAACAUGCUGCUGUCAACUUUGGACAGAUCGACUGGUAUGGCUAUAUCCCCAACAGUCCUUCCAUCAUGCGCAAGCCUCCUCCCGAACUGAAGGGCCAAGUGGAUAUGGACUAUAUCAUGGAGAGUCUGCCUGACCAUAAACGUUCCUGCCUGGUUCUAGGAACAGUUUGGGACCUCAGUCAGUUCCAGAAAAAGGAGCUGUUCUUAGGCACGUAUCCAGAGAUGUGCUUCACAGAGCAACCAGUGAAGGAAGCCAUAAAGACUUUCGGCGAGAAACUAGAUGAGGUGACCAAAGAAAUCAGGAGCCGGAAUGAGGGAUUACCAAUGGCUUAUUGUUAUUUGUCCCCAGACAAAAUCCCCAACAGUGUUGCAAUUUGAAAAAAUAUUUUGCCAGGCCUAUAAAUAAUGUUUAUGGCUAAUGUUUGCUUGACAUAUAA